CUUAUAUCCAUUCAAGCAGAUAUUCAAGAAGCCAAAUCUGAAUACGAUAAAUUGAACGAGGCACGCGAUGAAAUAAUGAAAGAAAUGGUACUACUAAAUACGAAAAACGCAGAGCUCAAUACCAUGAACAAUGAUUUAUCACGUCGUGUCAGCGAACGAGAACGAGAAGCAGUGGCAUUUAUGGCAGGAACAAAUUUCCUGGAUAACCAAGACAAGAAGCCAAAUUCAAGGAAUAGCGACACGUGCAACACUACGCCGAUGUUGAAUAAGAAGAACAGCAGCAGUGGUGUCGGUGGGAUUGUUGGUGGCAUCGGAGAAGAAGGGCUAACCAAGAUCAAGAAACUUAAAAAUCGGGGCCUCAUGUUUGGAAAGUUUGGUAACAAGCAAAAUGGUCCUCAACGCAAAAGUAGCAGCAACAACAACAAGUAUGGGAACGGAAGCUCCACGAGCGGCAAUGGCGGCACUGAAAGUCCGUACACGUUGAGUGAAUCUGAGUCAACUAGCACAAUCCCAGAAACACGAUCCGUUGGUUCGGCCGAUAACUACAGCAGCAGCAAUCAUGGAGAUUCUAUUGCGGCAAAUGACGAGCAUAGCCUUUAUCAAAUCAAAUUUAUACGACCUGUCCGCUGCGAAGUAUGUGGUGACAAGAUAUGGCGAAGUUCUGAACUAAAGUGUCAGGGUUAG
Zychaea mexicana is the source of this 684-nucleotide messenger RNA. RefSeq lists its product as uncharacterized. The transcript has a single exon. The record is from RefSeq and is a predicted model, not a curated record. Bases 76 to 684 code for a protein of 202 amino acids. Lineage: Eukaryota; Fungi; Mucoromycota; Mucoromycetes; Mucorales; Lichtheimiaceae.